CACUCUUCCUGAUUCCGAUCACUCGAGUCUUCGCUCUUUCACUGUCUCAAAAUUGCUUCUCUCGUCUUGCUAAAGUCCUCAAAUUUUAAUUUCCUCUGGCAGAAAUUUGAUCAUCCCGUCCCGUUGUUGCUGAAAGGUCAUACAAGAACUAGGGCUUUAAUGGGGAAGGGGGCGAUGGACUCCCAGUCGAGCAAGGAGCAGCAAGCCAAAGGAUUCGACGAUCCCAAAUCCUUGAAUAUCGAUGAAAUAUCUCAGCACAUCAUGCCUCAUCUUCUCAACAUGUAUGGAUUACGCGCGACGGCUAAAGACUUCGAAAUCUACGCACCGGAAGCCACUUUUGAGGAUCCUCUUAUGCUUGCUCAAGGAGUGAAGCAGAUCAAGUCGGCCUUCUAUGCUCUUCCCAAGGUAUUCAGCGAGUCUGAAAUUGUAGAAUACACUCUAAACGCGAAUUCUACCUCACCAGGAAAUGUUGAGGUUUUAAUUGAUAACAAGCAACACUACAAGAUAUUUGGAAGAGAUGUGGAUUUAGUAUCUCUUAUCAAGUUGAAAAUGGAGAAAGGAAAAAUCGUCCGCCAUGAAGAUUGGUGGGAUAAGAAGCCACUGAAGAACAGGGAGACAGUGAAGCUGCCAUUGGUUGGCCGUCUUGCUGAAAUCACCAGGAGGGGCUCGAUGCUUAUAACACAUGCCUUAAUGGGAUUUGGUAAGGAUCCAAAUAACUGAAUAUUGAAUGAUUUGUUGUCUAUGGUGAUCUUCUUUGGUGUGAUUUAUAUUAGUUUAUGUAUGACACUAAGAUUAGUAACUGUUCUAUAUGUACUUUGCAAGUGAGAUACAUAUGGAAUCUGACUUCUGUAAACUUUCUCUAGAUAAUAAUUAUGUGAUGCUAAUUUAUUAGAGUAAUCAUUUGCUUGAA
Molecule: messenger RNA, 910 nt
Organism: Dendrobium catenatum
Lineage: Eukaryota; Viridiplantae; Streptophyta; Magnoliopsida; Asparagales; Orchidaceae
Exons: 6
Coding region: 160-720 (186 amino acids)
Source: RefSeq, a predicted model, not a curated record